CGCAACCACGUCCGCCUGAUCAAGCCACCCCUCCCUCGCAGACUUGACGCCAAAGCGUAUCCUGUCAACCGGCUCAACUCGCUCAUAUCACCGCAGACCGGGACCUUCCAGUCCAGAGACAAUCACGUCCCAGGACAAGGUUGAACAUGUGGGUCACGCCGCGAGUCGCGCAACGAGCUAUGGGUGCGCUUGUUCAAAUCCGGCCAACAAGGUCAGCAUCGACGUGCAGCUUCCUGAAAGCUCGAGCAAUGCGCUCUUCGUCGAUUUUGCCUGUCGAAACGGCAUCUCGGGAGUUUGAAUGCAGGUCUAGGAGCUCCGGAAACGGCUUCAAUGACACCCUGAAGCUGACGCCCAACGUCGAAGGGAUCCGUCACAAAUCCAAAAAGUCCACAACGAAGAAAACGAACGCGACAGUGCCAGCUUCCGAGGAUGGACCGGCCGGAGCAUCAGAAAGUCGAAAAGGCUCUUCAGGAUCCAAAUCCUUCAACGUAGGUGGCGUGAACAGCAAAAAGAGAAGCGCUUCUGGUCGAACAGAGGAGGACUGGAACGAGGUUUUGGAUACUGAGGAAGCUUUCGAUGCUGAUCAAGUGCGAGAGAAUAUGAGCAGAAGCGUCAAAAGGGCCAAAGAUACCGUAGCCCAAAUGGUGGGAAGCUUUGGAAGAGUCGACCCCGCACUCCUCGACCCCGUCCGCGUGCCUCUUUCUGGAACUGGAACCUCAAAGGGUGAAGACUAUCCCUUGAGAGAGGUGGCCACAGUGGGCGUUCGCGAUGGGGCGCUGCUCGUUACUUGUUUCGAUCCAGAGUACGUCAAGGCUGUUGAGCGAGGACUCUACAUGGCGGAUCUAGGCUUGACGCCGCAACAAACGGGCGAGGAGGGUGUCCUCCGCAUUCCAGUUCCGCAACCGAACACGGAAUCCCGGCAAAAUCUUCUCAAACAGAUCUCAAAUAUUUGCGAGAAUGCCAGGACGUCGAUACGAUCUGCACGGCACAUAGCUCAGAAGAAGAUCAGAGCAGACGAGAAGAACAAAGUGGUUGGAACAGAGAUCGGUAGGAACGAUCAGAAAUCCCUUGACGAAACAACCAAAAAGUUCACCGCUGAGGUGGACACCGUCUUUGAACAGACCAAGAAGAAGCUUGAGAAAGAUGGCUUGUGAGGCGAGCGACAGAUGAGCGUGUACCGCGCCGUGCAUCUCCACCAAAAGCGCAUGCGCAUCGAGUCGAGGAUGCAAAAUGUUAGAUCAGUUUGAUGUUGUAUUGCACAAUGUGGAGAUGAAAGCGGCAUACUCGACGCUGGAAAUUGCAGGACUGAGGAAGCUUGGAAGCUCAAAGCGGCGCUGAUGAGUCAAGCAGGCGCAGAGCUCUGCAUCUCCAAAGCGGCGGGCUCGCUCAUCUUGACAGCUUCCACAA
Molecule: messenger RNA, 1407 nt
Organism: Ceraceosorus guamensis
Lineage: Eukaryota; Fungi; Basidiomycota; Exobasidiomycetes; Ceraceosorales; Ceraceosoraceae
Product: ribosome recycling factor
Exons: 5
Coding region: 147-1154 (335 amino acids)
Biological process (GO): translation
Cellular component (GO): mitochondrion
Molecular function (GO): ribosomal large subunit binding
Source: RefSeq, a predicted model, not a curated record